Messenger RNA from Pieris rapae (cabbage white), 1084 nucleotides. RefSeq names its product transmembrane emp24 domain-containing protein bai (gene bai). Gene Ontology annotation, biological process: Golgi organization; endoplasmic reticulum to Golgi vesicle-mediated transport; intracellular protein transport. The transcript has 6 exons. The record is from RefSeq and is a predicted model, not a curated record. Gene Ontology annotation, cellular component: COPII-coated ER to Golgi transport vesicle; endoplasmic reticulum; endoplasmic reticulum-Golgi intermediate compartment. Lineage: Eukaryota; Metazoa; Arthropoda; Insecta; Lepidoptera; Pieridae. Bases 134 to 760 code for a protein of 208 amino acids.
ACGUUUUGAAAAGGUUGGGCCAACUCAUCAAUGUCUUUUCGAAACGAAUACGUACAUAAAAUGUUUAUUUUCUCUUCGUAACGAAUUGAGAUGUAAUUGCAACUCAACAAAAUAUCGAAAAUUUUUAACCACAAUGGAGGUACAUUAUCUCACGAUUCUAUUUAGUAUUUUUUGGUGUAGCUGUGAUGCUAUUAUGUGGAGUUUAGCACCAAAUACCCAAAAAUGUUUGAAAGAGGAAUUACAAGCUAACGUGUUAGUCGCCGGCGAGUAUGAAAUCACAGAGAUUACUGGACAGCGGGUUGAUUACAUUGUCCGGGAUUCUAAGGGACAUAUCUUAGCUCAAAAAGACAACAUCAGCAAGGGCAAAUUUACAUUUGUAACAGAAACAUAUGACACAUUUGAAGUCUGUUUUAUAUCUAAAAUGCAACCAGAACGUCGUGGAGUAGCUCAAGAUGUACACUUAGAUAUAAAAGUUGGAAUUGAAGCUAAAAAUUAUGAAGGGAAUACAUGGAUUGGUGAAGCAGCAAAGUUAAAGCCAAUGGAACUAGAACUAAAGAGACUAGAAGAUUUGUCAGAGGCUAUUGUGCAAGAUUUUACACUUAUGAGAAAAAGAGAAGAAGAGAUGAGGGAUACUAAUGAAUCAACAAACAAUAGAGUGUUAUUCUUCAGUUUGUUUUCAAUGGUGUGUUUGUUGGGGCUAGCCACGUGGCAGGUGCUUUACCUUCGCCGCUAUUUUAAGGCCAAGAAACUUAUUGAAUAGCAAAAUACAUUUUCAGAGAGGGUCAUCACACAGUCUUAUUCCUUAUUCAUAGAUUUAACCAGAAAACAUAACUUUUUAUAUUAUAAUAACUUGCGGUUAUAAAUGCUUAUUUCUGACAAGUCAACCUCAUAUUUUUAAUACAACACUUUCAAAAUCUUGAUGAAGGAUUAAAGAACAAAAUACCUACAUUUUUUGUGCAUUAAUAAAUUUUCAAAAUAUUUUUUUUUUAAGAUUGUGUGAUCGCACCUAUUAAACAGAUUUAUUAUUUAAUGUUUUGUUGUAUGUAUAUGAAAGAUUUGUUUAUGCAUAAAUGUAUUUGGUAUA